GCGGGCUUUUCAGUUGUGGUGACCGUCUCGGGUAAUGGGACUUUAUUGAAUCUGUUCUGUCACCACCAGUCAGCAAAAUACCCUUCUCCCAGAAAUUCGACCACCGCAUCUUUCUCCCGUCGACCAUCCGUCCCAUAGACGGCGGCGCAAUCAUGGCUGAAAAGGAAGCGACCAUCUAUCUCAUUGAUGUGUCACGGUCAAUGGGCAAGAAGCACUCCGGACGAGAUCAAAGUGACUUGGACUGGGCCCUUCAAUAUGUCUGGGACAAAAUCACCAAUGCCGUGCUCACCGGACGAAAAACACUCCAGAUAGGCGUGGUAGGACUUGGAACGGACGGCACCAAAAACGAAAUGGCGGCUCAGGAUGAUUCAUACAAACAUAUCAGUGUCCUGCAACCCAUAUCGCAGAUCCUCAUGCCCGAGCUGCAAGCUUUACCAAAACUCCUGAAACCCAGCAAGACCGACGACCGAGACGUCCUCUCCGGUAUAAUUAUUGCCGUCGACGUGAUGAUGAAGCACUGUAGACACUUGAAGUACAAGAAAAAGAUUGUGGUCAUCACCAACGCUACAGGUCACAUUGACGCCGACGACAUUGAGAGUACCGCAGAGCAAUUCAAGAACCACGACAUCGAACUGGUGCUUUUGGGUAUCGACUUUGAUGAUGCCGAAUACGGCACAAAAGAGGAGGACAAGUCGCCGCUCAAGGCCACGAACGAGCGGACGCUGAAGAAGCUGGUGGAUCUUUGCGAUGGCAUGUUUGGGACAAUGCAAGAGGCAGUCGACCAGUUGUCACGUCCGGAUAUCAAACCCGUGCGACCCACACCAACGUACAGAGGACAACUCAGGCUGGGUGAUCCCGAAAACUACGAUACAGCCUUGUCGAUUGACGUCGAGCGAUAUUUCAAGGUUCAGAUAAGGAGACCACCUACGGCAAGCUCGUUUGUCGUCAGAGAAAAUGCAGGGGAGGAUGCUCAAGGACUCCAGUCAGUACACAGUGUGUACAAAUACACAGCCAAACUUGAGAACGGCGAAUCAAAGGAGCUCGAUCGCGGUGAACUGGCUAAGGGAUACGAAUAUGGUCGCACAGCGGUGGCAAUCUCGGAAUCAGAGCAAAAUAUCACCAAACUCGAAACUCAAAUGGGUUAUGAUAUCUUAGGUUUUAUUCCGGUUGACCACGUGGAACGAUACAUGCUUCUCGACAACAGCAACCUGAUCGUCGCCCAAAAGGGCAAUGAUAAAGCUGCUCUUGCCCUCUCCUCGCUGGUGCAUGCCCUCUUCGAGUUGGGCUCGGUGGCGGUGGGUAGACUGGUGAAGAAAGACAUGCAGGAUCCAAUACUAACCAUUCUUUCGCCAUUUGUGGAAGCAGAUAUUGAAUGCUUGGUGGAGAACGUCCUGCCGUUCGCUGAAGAUAUGCGAUCAUAUCGCUUCCCUCCACUGGACAAAGUGCUUACUGUCUCCGGCAAGGAGCUAACCGAGCAUCGCAAUCUGCCAAGCCAAAAGCUAGUGAAGAGCAUGAGCGACUUUGUCGACAAUAUGAGCCUGAUGGAUGAUGAGGAGGAGAUUAUGGCAAUGGAAGACACCUUUUCCCCCGUGCUGCACAGAAUAGAAGGAGCAAUCAAAUACCGAGCCAUCCACGGCCCAGGCAACCUUCCAGACGAGCCCGAAGCGUUCAAAGCAUACCGUGAACAGCCAAAAGAGCUUCAGGAACGAAGUAAAGCCGCUCUUGCUAAGUUGAUUGAGGCUGCCGAGGUCAAAAAGGUCCCGCAGAGAGCCAAAGGUCGGAGACGAUACCGCGAAACGGAGAAGCCACUGUCCGGGCUUAACGUCGAUGAGCUGCUGGGCAAGGCGAAGAGAUAUCAUCUCUCACCAGAGAAUGCCAUCCCGGAAUUCAAGCAAAUGCUGAGUCGCGGAGACAAUUUGGACCGCAUAAAGGAUAUUGUGCAAGAAAUGGCCACCAUCUUGGAGGGGUGGAUCCGCACCAGUUAUGGCGACAACUACGGAAAAGUGCUGGAAGGGCUCGGCACUCUCCGCGAAGAAAUGCUUGGUUUCGAGGAGCCAGGAUUGUACAACGACGUGAUCCGAGAUCUGAAGGAGAAGAUUCUUGCAGAACAGUUGGGCGGAAACCGAGGUAUGCUGUGGUACCAGAUCCGGAAGAACAAGCUCGGUUUGAUCAGCAGCGAGGCCUCUGAAUUGUCGGAUGUCACGCCAGAAGAAGCGGAUGCCUUUGUCGAUCCAAAAUCGGAAAAAUAAUAUGUUGGUGAUGCUGAUACUGCAGAACAUUGUGAUACAGUCGUCGCAAGGCGCUAUGAUACCCAAGUGAUGUUACAAAUGAGAUACCCAAAUUCACGUCUAGGAUA
Exophiala xenobiotica is the source of this 2356-nucleotide messenger RNA. RefSeq lists its product as uncharacterized. Gene Ontology annotation, cellular component: Ku70:Ku80 complex; nucleus. The record is from RefSeq and is a predicted model, not a curated record. Lineage: Eukaryota; Fungi; Ascomycota; Eurotiomycetes; Chaetothyriales; Herpotrichiellaceae. Gene Ontology annotation, molecular function: telomeric repeat DNA binding; damaged DNA binding; double-stranded DNA binding. The transcript has a single exon. Gene Ontology annotation, biological process: cellular response to gamma radiation; cellular response to X-ray; telomere maintenance. Bases 153 to 2249 code for a protein of 698 amino acids.